GGUGAAUGACAGAGGCGCGCGAGGGCGGGGCACCGCCGCUGCCGCUAUCCCCCAGCCAUGGGGCUGCGUCUGCUGCUGCUCGCCCUGUUGUGCAGGGUAGGAGUCUGGGCCGCCGAAACGACCAUGUCACCAUCCGUGAUGAACGGGAGCAGUCUGGCUGUGCCUUUGAUGCCACACAAUGCCACCAAACAGGGCCGGCCGGACUCUGAGACAGGACAGAUGCUGAAGCGCUCUUUUUACGUGUUGACUGGCUUCGUCGGACUGGCUGCGCUUUAUUUCCUCAUCCGGGCCUUCAGGUUAAAGAAACCCCAGCGGAAGAAGUAUGGUCUGCUCUCGAAUACAGAUGACCACAUGGAGAUGGCUUCAAUGGAGAGUGACGAAGAGACAGUCUUUGAGACGAGGAACUUGAGAUGGUAGAGUUUCUGCAAUUUUCUUUCUCCCCUGAGGUCCUUGGUUAAUUUUGGGGAUCAGGACGGGGAGGUGGUUAGAAUGAAGCAAAGAUUGAAACCCUCAUUCUGUACUGUGACCCCCUCAGCCUCCGGGAUUUUUCUAUCUGUUUGCCUUCUGUCUAUCUAUCUAAAACCUUAUAUCUUAUUAUCAAUCCCAAGACAGAAGAGCACCAAAGGCUAGGCAGUGGGGUUUGUGACUUGGCCAGGGUCACACAGCUAGGAAGAGUCGGAGGCCAGAUUUGAACCCAGGACCUCUCAUCUCCAGGCCUGCUGCUCUAUCCCCUGUGCUGAUGAGCUAUCCUGACUAUGGGAACUUUAAGUGCUUUAAAGAAUCCUGGACUCUGAGCACUGGCAGGAGCCUCACGCCUCAGGUUUCUGUCACUAGAACUGGCAGGACCUUUGUUGAGGGUUGAGGAGCAGAGCUGUAGAACUGACAGGGGCCUCCAAGGCCACUUGGUGCAGUUCUCUGUUUACAGAUGAGGAGACCGAGGUCUCCCCAGAGAACCUAGGUGACUUGCUAGGUCAGCGCAUCCUUGUCCAGGUAGCCUCCACCUGAAAGGCAGCACAUUUCAGCAGAGUGCUGGUUUUGGACGUGUUUGUGCUCCUUACUCCCCGGAGGAGUCUCGGAGAAGUCCGGGGACAUCUCUGGGCCCUCCUCCCUCUUCCUACUAGUAGAUGCUUAGAGACCUGCCUGCCCCUCUCCUCCCAGCAGCUCCAGGCUGGUGUUCCCUCACCCGCUUCCUUGGAGCCUGCCGCUCUUAUCUGUGAUUGUGGCUCCCGGCACGAUUAGGGCUGGGCUUAGAGCCCUCUUCUUGUCCUCCCUCCUUAUUGCACAGGUGAGGAGAGGGCAGGGCUGGGCCUGAAUCUUUCCCCUCUAGGCUUCCCCGAGCCCACCAGGCUAGAGGUGCUGCCAGGCCGCGGAGCUGGGCCGCGCUGCAGACAGGGCAGGGGGCAGGCCCCAGGCCGGGAGGGCUGGGGGUGCGGAGCUAGGGAACGCAGCUUCUUGCGCUUACUCAUUGUGUGGCUGCGGCCUCUGAGCCCUACGAGCGUGGGAGCACGCGUGGCAGGGAGGUCCCCAGGCUGGGGCAGUGCGGGCCUUCAGCAGGAAGCCUGUGGUGGGGCUCCUGCCGAGGAGCAGGGCAGAGCCAGCCCAGGGAUCCAGGAUGAGGGAGUCCCAGGAGGAGCCAGCAAGGAGGGGAACACGUGCAGCAUCCAUUCCCUCACUUCCAGACUCACCCAUUCCGAAACCAUCCUCCAGGGGAACGAGGCUAUUAUAAAAAUUGCCCAGAAAAUAAAAGGUCUAUUGGAGAGCACUGCCCAAGGGCUCCCGGCCCACUCCUUUAGGCCUCCAGGCAAUGCCCGUCCCUGGGGUUAGAUUGUGAGCCCUGGAGGGCAGCUGUGGCCUUUUUGUGUCCCCAGCACAUGAGGGCACUUAAUAAAUGGUUUACUGAUUGAUUGUUGAUCAAUUCUGUCUUCCAGAUGAAGAGCUGAAGUCCACAGUGGUAGCUGCCCAGAGUAAUCCAGAAAGGGGGAAGAGGGACCCCAGGCACAGAAUGUCAAGAAAAUCCAGGGUUUAUUUUUUUAAUGGUUCUAUACAAUACAGUGUUUCUAAGGGGGGGAGGGAAAGUUGGGAAAUUUUUUGCACUUGGGGAUAUGUUGGGAAAUUCGGGAAAGGAGGAGUAGGGCUCGGGGUGAUGUUCAGGAUCCUAACUUUCUAGCUUUAAGUUUGCCCACGGGGUGAAGCCUCGCUGUCUUUACCUCCCCAGCUCCCAGGUUCCAAGAGCUUGCCCAGAUCCCCUGUCUGUCCCCCUCGAAUGCUCCUCCGCUUCUUUUGCUAACACCCACAACUCAGAGGAGGGCAGAGAUCCCGCUGAGAGGCCUGGGUCCUCCCUUGUAUCUUGGAACACGGACAAGAGGCCGAGCAGGUUUGCUUCUCCCUGGGUACGAGCCGCUUGGAGGGGAUGGAGAGAGGAAUGGGCUUUGGCACGCAGAAGGCGGCCUGGGCCCGGCGCCCCUCCACUCUCCGGGGGCGCCCUGGGCUGCAAUGCCAAACCCAGAAGGGCUGACUGGCCAGCUCGGGGAUCUCCUGGGAAAGCUGGUGGCCUGGGGCCAUGUUCUAGAUUCUCCUGUGAAGACCCAGAGCCCGAGGAAAGGAUCAAAGCACCAAGGCCUGGGAUGCAGUGUGUGUGCGUGCACGCGGCUGGUUUUCCCACUCGAGUCCUUGCUAUGUGGGGGGAGAAGAGAGCCUCUCUGAGCCCCGCCGGCCCGGGCCUCGCGGGCCGGCUCUCCUCUGGGACCUGAAGACUCUUCUUCUUGCACUGCCCACACGCGUCCCUUCCGGAAGGACGUCCUCUCUCGAAUCUGUUCUGCUGGAUGGGGACUCCGGGCCACCUUCCUUCUGGGACCAUCUCGCUCCCUCCCAGGCACGGGGGGAGCUUUUUACUUUGUUUCUGUAUAUUUGGGCAUUUUGGUUUCCAAGAGACUAUGUUUCCUGUUGGGGGACUGGCCCCCCACACUAUCUGCUUGUCAGGGGUGCUCAGUAAAAACUGCUGAUUGUAAAUAAAGUCACUGCGGCCGAGUGCAGUGGCCUCCCUCCGGCACCUGGGGGCUUGCACUGCAUUCCCUCGCCCAGGCCACAGUCACCCUUCACAAACCCUCCCCUGCCCUGGACUUGAGGAGGAAAUAACACCCAACAUUAUUAUUCCGAUGCUUA
Monodelphis domestica (gray short-tailed opossum) is the source of this 3162-nucleotide messenger RNA. It is a transcript of the gene FAM174C, whose product is annotated as family with sequence similarity 174 member C. The record is from RefSeq and is a predicted model, not a curated record. Lineage: Eukaryota; Metazoa; Chordata; Mammalia; Didelphimorphia; Didelphidae. Gene Ontology annotation, cellular component: extracellular region.